AUGGAGAACGUGAAGCCCACUGUCACCUACCACCUGUUCCUGUAUCGCUCCGAACUGGCCAGGCGGAAUGCCCGACAGCUGCGACUUUCUCGGACAAAAAUCGAGAUCACGGACGAGCUCAUCUCGAAGACGGUGCGAAAUCUGAAGACGUGCAGCAUGGACGACCUGAAGGCGGUGAACCGGGAGCUGCUGUUCAAGCGGAAACUGCGCCACAACGUCUCCAAGCUGAAAAAGGAGGCCAAGAGGCAGUCCGCAGGGGCGGAGCAGAGGCAGGAAUAG
Molecule: messenger RNA, 279 nt
Organism: Drosophila serrata
Lineage: Eukaryota; Metazoa; Arthropoda; Insecta; Diptera; Drosophilidae
Source: RefSeq, a predicted model, not a curated record